This is a messenger RNA of Sordaria macrospora k-hell, 1356 nucleotides long. RefSeq lists its product as uncharacterized. The record is from RefSeq and is a predicted model, not a curated record. Gene Ontology annotation, biological process: alkaloid metabolic process. Lineage: Eukaryota; Fungi; Ascomycota; Sordariomycetes; Sordariales; Sordariaceae. Gene Ontology annotation, molecular function: transferase activity, transferring alkyl or aryl (other than methyl) groups.
AUGAGCCGGGUUACCUUCACCACAGCCGCUCGCCCUCGCCCUAUUCUCCGAUCGACAUUUCCGGGACGCCGACCAUCAACUCUCCAAGCAAUCCAAAACCGAUACACCUCCAGCACAUCUUCCCAGGAUUCCAAUGCCAUCGGGCAAUAUGAUGACACCAACCCUAACCACAACUACUGGUGGACAGCCUGCGCCCCCUCUCUCACCUCUAUUCUCCGGCACUCCAACUCCUACACCCCCACCCAACAAUCCCUCCACCUCACCUGGUUCCGCAACAACGUCAUCCCCAACCUCGGUCCUCGCCCCUCCUCCUCCUACCGCCUCCGUUCCCCUUUGAACUACGAAGGCUCGCCCUACCGACCAACCUGGAACUUCUGCUCUGCUCCCCCUGGCUCCAGCUCCAGCUCGCCGAAAGUGAAGGGGACGCUGAGAUUUAGUUUCGAGCCGAUACCUGCCACCGGAACUAGUGAAGAAGACCCGACCAAUCAAGAGGGGUAUCGGAGGUUGUUUCCUUUGCUAGCGGGGGAAUGUCACGGAGUGGGCGGCGUGGAGACGAAGGCGGACCUGACCUGGUACAACGAGGUGAAAGAGCACAUGUACUUGUUGAACCAGGAGCGCGCCGUGCUGAAGGAGAGGCUGGUUCCCGGCCAGCUACCGCCCGAACACGCAGCCAUCGCCAUCGCAUGCUCAAGGGAGAAAAGGGUGCUGAAGCCUUACUUCUUCGCCGGACCCACCAGCCUGGUGACCGGCUUCUCGCCUCACCAAGUCUUGUUUUCUGCGCUUCGUGCCAUCCGCACACGCCGAGAGGAACUGAAACCCGCGAUCAAGCUGGUCGAGAGCUACGUUUCUUCCAGAGCAUCAACCAUGACACCCUCCUGCUUCGGCAUCGACGCCGUCUCCCCCUUCCCCUCCUCAGACCAACAAGGAGGCGCGGCGGCGGCGGCGCGAGUGAAGCUGUACACCCUCGUGCCCAGCAACGCCUUUAGCGUGAUGCGCGACGCGAUGACUAUGGGUGGCCGGUUAGCCUCCCCGGAAAGCUUGCGCGGCGUGGCACUUUUGAAAUGGAUUUACCACCUGCUGCGCGGGGAUCGGUCGCGCGUCAGCGAAGCGACGUACCAUGUGAGCAAACCCUGUCGGUAUGAAACCAGGAAAAAUAGCUACUGGAUGGGGUUCACCAGCUACGAGAUGCAGCCGGGAAGGGAGGAUCCGGACGUCAAGGUGUAUUUGCCACUGAUGCAGUUCUUUGAGACCGAGGAAGCCGUGGUUGCGGCGUUGGAGACGGUGUGGAGGGUGUUGGGAUGGGGAGAGGAGCUGGGAAAGGGGGGGUAUAGAGAGGCGGUUAGGGAGGCUUUGUGA